AAACCGACCAGAGGGCAAAGUGUUGGAGACUGUCGGUGUGUUUGAAGUGCCAAAACAGAAUGGCAAGUAUGAGACUGGCCAGCUUUUCCUUCAUAGUGUUUUUGGCUACCGAGGUGUCGUCCUGUUUCCCUGGCAGGCCAGACUGUAUGACCGGGAUGUGGCUUCUGCAGCUCCAGAAAAAGCCGAGAACCCUGCUGGCCAUAGCUCAAAGGAAGUGAAAGGCAAAACUCACACUUAUUAUCAGGUGCUGAUUGAUGCCCGCGACUGUCCACACAUAUCUCAGAGAUCUCAGACAGAAGCUGUGACCUUCUUAGCGAACCAUGAUGACAGCCGGGCCCUCUAUGCCAUCCCAGGCCUGGACUAUGUCAGCCAUGAAGACAUCCUCCCCUACACCUCCACUGACCAGGUUCCCAUCCAGCAUGAGCUCUUCGAGAGAUUUCUGCUAUAUGACCAGACAAAAGCUCCCCCUUUUGUGGCUCGGGAGACGCUACGGGCCUGGCAAGAGAAGAAUCACCCCUGGCUGGAGCUCUCCGAUGUCCACCGGGAAACAACAGAGAACAUCCGUGUCACUGUCAUCCCCUUCUACAUGGGCAUGAGGGAAGCCCAGAAUUCUCACGUCUACUGGUGGCGCUACUGUAUCCGCCUGGAAAACCUUGACGGUGACGUGGUCCAGCUCCGAGAAUGGCACUGGAGGAUAUUCAGUCUCUCUGGCACCUUGGAGACAGUGCGAGGCCGAGGGGUGGUAGGCAGGGAACCAGUGUUAUCUAAGGAGCAGCCUGCGUUCCAGUACAGCAGCCACGUCUCUCUGCAAGCUUCUAGUGGGCACAUGUGGGGCACAUUCCGCUUCGAGAGACCUGAUGGCUCCCACUUUGAUGUCCGGAUCCCUCCCUUCUCCCUAGAGAGCAAUAAAGACGAGAAGACACCACCCUCAGGCCUUCACUGGUAGGCCAGCUGAGACAUUGAGUGCCCAGGCUUGGCCCUCAGAAUAGCUCUCACCUCCCCAUUGCUGCAGAACUCUUCUCUCUCCCCAUCAUGGGCCACAGUGGGUCUCUUGUUUGCGACAUUUGGUUGUGGGUUUUUUCAUGGAGGUUGGUGGUGUAACUGUUUUCUUCAGAAAACUCAUGUAGGACUCCAUGAAAGCUGGCCCCCUAAGCUCUGCCUACACCACGUUCCAGUAAACCUCUCCACUAAGGAACUGUUCAGCCGCCAGAGGCCUGGAGGAGUUUCCUGGCCUACCACACAAGUUGUUUGGAAUGUAAGGUUUGGUCAAUAAACCAGUGCACGCUUGGCCACCCUUGCCAUUUCUGCCCACCUUGGGCCCUUGACUGUUCCCAAGCUGCCCUUUCAGAGAGCUACCUGCUCUGUGAGGAUUUAUGUCUGUGUCCUUCUGAGGCUGGAGGCCAGCUGGACAGCUCCCAGGGUCACUGUGCCUCUCUGCCAGUGGGUGGGCGCUGGACUGGACUCUCUUGUUCUCUUCUUUACCCUCUGCCAAGUGCAGGGAGGGAGACCAGCAUCGGGGUUGGAGUGGCCUGGCUCAGCACUGACCAAACACUGGCAUCUCAGCCUGGGAGAGGAGUGCAGCAAGCCAGUCAGGUUCCUGGAUCAGUGGGCUUGCUGGCCUUGAGCCUGAGUGUCGAGACCGCAAACGCAGGAAAUCAGCCUAGGAGCAGCACCAGGUAUGGAUGGUGCCAAGCUACCUCCAGGGCUUCUCAGACCUCCAAGAGCCAGAGAUGAACUGUGCUGCAUUUUGCCCCAAUUCUUAGGAUUCCUUCUCCCUACCACCGCAGUGAUUGUGAAAGCUCAUUUUACUUGGAGUUAUUAUUAAACCUCAGUUCCAGCCCUUGU
Messenger RNA from Tupaia belangeri chinensis (Chinese tree shrew), 1845 nucleotides. It is a transcript of the gene POLDIP2, whose product is annotated as DNA polymerase delta interacting protein 2. NCBI's taxonomy places the organism in Eukaryota, Metazoa, Chordata, Mammalia, Scandentia, Tupaiidae. Gene Ontology annotation, cellular component: nucleus; mitochondrial nucleoid. Gene Ontology annotation, molecular function: DNA binding. Gene Ontology annotation, biological process: error-free translesion synthesis. The record is from RefSeq and is a predicted model, not a curated record.